UUGCAUUGCAUUUCGAUGUGAAACAAUCAGGACAAGGAGUAUUUGUGCACUUGUCUUCAGUCUUCACUGCACCUUCCCGAGCUAUCAAUCAUGCAGCUGGCAUAGCGCUAGUCGUUGUCACAGUCGAUAUCAAUCCCAACUGCAUGGUGAAAUCCGGUAUCAAAAUCCUUCAAGGUGGGUUUCAAAAUAUUCUCUCAGUGAAUUGCUUCACAUUGCACGUUAUUCAUCAUUUCGCGCAGAUUUCAACGAAACAGUACCUGGCUAUGGAGGCAGAUUGCGAGGAGAAGGCUGACCGCGUGACCCUGAAACAGGUAAAUGAAAAAGCGUAUGCUUUCUGGACCGAUGUCCUUGGCAGUCCUCGUCACAUUGUGGCACCCAUGGUAGAUCAGUCUGAAUUACCCUGGCGUCUGUUGUCGAGAAAGUAUGGUGCUCAGCUGGUAUACUCUCCCAUGUACAAUGCCGGCGUCUUCCUGAAGGAUCCGAAUUGGCGAAAGCAGUGUCUUGCCACGUGUCCUGAGGAUAGGCCACUGAUCGUGCAGUUCUGUGCCAACACUCCGGAUGCAUUCGUGGAGGCUGGACGCUAUGCACAGCACAUGUGUGAUGCUGUAGAUCUGAACCUGGGUUGUCCGCAGAUGAUUGCCAAGCGCGGUCACUACGGCGCAUUCCUGCAGGAUGAAUGGGACCUGCUGCAUCGAAUUGUCACCGCGGCCGUGAAGGAGCUCAGCGUGCCGGUCACAUGCAAAGUGCGCGUGUUCGCCGACAUUGAGAAGACCGUGCGCUAUGCCCGUGUGCUGGAGAGCGCCGGCUGUGCAUUGCUGACGGUGCACGGGCGGCUGCGCGAGCAGAAAGGCCACAAGACGGGCCUGGCAAGCUGGGAGCACAUCAAGGCGGUCAAGGAGAGUGUCAGCAUCCCGGUUGUGGCGAACGGUAACAUUCGAUACCUGAGCGACGUCGAUGCCUGCCUUGCUGAGACUGGUGUGGAUGGCGUAAUGACAGCAGAGGGGAACUUAACCAACCCAGCACUGUUCACUGGUAAGAUGCCACCUGCAUGGUGCAUGGCUGACGAGUACUUUGAGCUGGCGAAGCAGUACCAACCUCAUCAGAGUGCAGCCAGAGCGCAUAUGUUCCGACUGUGGCACAAGUGUUUGCCACUGCACCCGGACCUGCGUACACAGCUGGCCAGUGCACAGGGCCUGGACGGGAUUGCGGAGAUCUCACGACAGCUGGCCGAGCGCAUGAAGGCAAGCUGCGAGGGCGCAGAAAUCGAUGAGAUGGCCGCUCAGCAUACGGAUGGCAGUGAAGUGGAGCCAUGGAGGUGUCAGCCGCACGUCCGUGCGCCGCUUACAGAUACAAACACCGGUGAUGUGUUGGGAGAGAAGCGCACUCAUCCCGAUGGUGCUGACGCCGAGAAACCAAAGAAAAUCAAGCGUCCUGCGAACAAGCGCAAAGGAGGCAAUCCUGCUGUUUCCCGGGAGGUGCGCAAAUCGGCAGCAUUCAAGAGUAAGUUUAAGCCGUGCACGGCGUGUAGCGGCAAUCCAAGAGGUAUGAAGUGUGAUCAUGAACUCUGUCGAGCUUGUUGUAAAGUCCACUCGGUUCGAAAUGUCUUCGACUGCACUGGGCACAAGUUUUCCUUCAAAUCCCGUGCCGAAAGGCAGCAGAAAGAAGCCGAUCAAGCGGGUGCCGUGCAUGCCACGGACAACGGUGAUGCUAGCAAUGGAGCCUUGCAUGUUGCUGCUGCUGCUGAUGAUGGCACAUCAGCUGACACAGCUACCCAGUGUGAAGCUACUCUCUGACCAGAUCUAGUUUGAUGGGAUUGGAAAAAGAACAUCUUACACCACAGUGACGAGGUUCUUCGUGUCAUAUGCGUGCGUGAUCUAGUGCAGGGUGCUGUCUCUGCAUUGACAUUGUCAACUGCCGUGGCAGAACAGCAUGCGUGGCCCGUCACUUUCGGCACCACAGAUUGCCUGACAGCUCAUCGAUGAUAUUACAAAUGCGGGCUCGUUCAGUUGCUGUCCUGUGCGGGGCGGUUGACCAGUUUAUGUUUCUGCCAGAACUCACUUGUCAGCAGUGGUGAUUAUGUACCGUGCGCAUGAUCUAGGGGCCCGGAAUCGAAUCAUCCUGGCUGGUGCCCAUUUUCAACUCUCGCUCAGAUUCUAUGUUGUGUGAUCAUUGCUGAAGAACUUGAUAUUUAUACUACAACUUGAAACUUCUGCUUGAAAAGUCGUUUGAGCAGUGACCGCCAUCUCACCAUGGGUGUUAGGUUGUGUCCUGUGACGGCUCUCAGUGCUCUGGCACCAUGAUGGUCAUGUGGUAGUGCAGUUCUAAUCUAGCGACAGCCAUCGUCCACUUCACUGCUCAGCUGGCCUUCGUGUCGCAUGCAUCUACUACACUAUAGAGCAGCGCGUGAUUCGUUCCAAUCAGCAGCGUUUACGGCAGCUCUGAGGCGCCCGUCAGUAAUCAUUGAAUACUGGCGGUGUUGUUCUUUGAAGUGUACUCACUGAUGGUAGCGUAAUAUUCGUGCAGCAGCAGCCGUAUACACCAGACUAUUGUUUCACGCAAUCAGUAUUUCUGCCUGGCACGGCGUGUGCUAUGCUAGUGGAUGACGGCAACCGCCUCGCUAUGUUUUUGAACUCUUGCUUACGUGGCACCACUCUAGGCAACAUGUAGUAGCUAUUCAACAGCCUACAUUUUAUAGAAUCUUUCAUCUUUAUUUUACGCUGACAAGCCUACGAUUGGAUAACAACCAGCUUCUGGUCCCUUAUUUUCAGCACCCCGUUGCCUAUUUCGUUACUCAACUGCACGUUCAUCAUGGCUGAACGAUUGUUCAUUCCACCUGACUAUGCAAAGCAGUGUGUUCAAUUUUAGAUCUAUGCCUUGUGGCUAUUUCACGCACAUGUGAUGCUCACAGACUAUUUCCUAGCCGUGCUGUUCAGACAUGUUUAGACGACUACUUGCACAUGUAGUGUUUGAGAGAGGACCAUCUUGGAGGAAGGGAACUAAUUGUGUGCAUGGAAUUUUAACUGAAAUGACACGCAAUUGCAUCGGCUUAGCCAUAGAGCGUCCCUCAUAUCAUCCACUUGGGAUCUACCUCCACCGAGGAGUUCUGA
Sycon ciliatum is the source of this 3107-nucleotide messenger RNA. Its product is annotated as tRNA-dihydrouridine(16/17) synthase [NAD(P)(+)]-like. Gene Ontology annotation, molecular function: flavin adenine dinucleotide binding; tRNA dihydrouridine synthase activity. The coding region runs from base 144 to 1793 and encodes 549 amino acids. Lineage: Eukaryota; Metazoa; Porifera; Calcarea; Leucosolenida; Sycettidae. The record is from RefSeq and is a predicted model, not a curated record. The transcript has a single exon. Gene Ontology annotation, biological process: tRNA processing.